This is a messenger RNA of Puccinia triticina, 1608 nucleotides long. RefSeq lists its product as uncharacterized. Gene Ontology annotation, molecular function: alpha-1,6-mannosyltransferase activity. Gene Ontology annotation, biological process: protein N-linked glycosylation. Bases 1 to 1608 code for a protein of 535 amino acids. The transcript is spliced from 6 exons. Lineage: Eukaryota; Fungi; Basidiomycota; Pucciniomycetes; Pucciniales; Pucciniaceae. Gene Ontology annotation, cellular component: endoplasmic reticulum membrane. The record is from RefSeq and is a predicted model, not a curated record.
AUGCUUGUCAUCAGUGCAGCGCUCAUCGUCUUCCUCUCAACCUUCCUUCAGCUGCUCUUGUCUCCCUUCACCAAAGUAGAGGAGUCCUUCAACCUUCAUGCCAUCCACGACUUCAUCCAUCAACCCGCGCUGUCGGCCGUCGCACACGCCGGAGACCAUCUCCAAUUCCCCGGCCCACUUCCGCGGACAUUCAUCGGCGCACUGUUCGUAGGCGCGAUCUCCAGGGCGCUCCUGCCCAUCCUCAGAUUCAUCGGCCUCGUCCAAUCCAAAUUCGCCGAACAAAUCUUCGUCCGCGCCCUCCUCGCUGUCUUCAACUCUAGCUCGUUGGUCUACUUUGGACUCUGUACUAGAUUCGUCUUUGGCGAUCUCGUCUCAGUCUCCAUGCUCUUGCUCUCGGCCAUUCAAUUCCAUCUCGCUUUUUACGCAAGUCGCACUUUGCCCAACAUGUUCGCCUUCCCAUUCGUCCAAAUUGCAUUAGGUCAAUAUAUGAUUACCAUGAAGAGGGGAAAAACGAACUCGGUGCGAAAACAAGGGACCUUAAAUGCGUGCUCGUUUUUGACUUUUGCCGCGGUGAUCUUUCGACUCGAAUUAGUCGCUCUCUUAGCUCCGAUCGUCCUCCUGAGCUUGAUAUCUAAGCGGGUCACAUUCUGGCAGCUUGUGAGUCGAGGGUUUUUGGUUACUUUUGCUGCGUUAGAGAUGACCUUGCCUAUUGAUUCAUAUUUUUGGCAAAAGUUGACCUGGCCCGAGGGCACUUCUUUAAUUUUCAACGUACUUGAAGGCAAAUCUGCUGAUUGGGGUGUGAUGCCAUGGCACUUUUAUUUCACAUCAUCGCUUCCCAAACUCUUAGGAAUCAGUUACCCACUCGCACUCUUGGGAUUUGUUUUGAAUCGCAAGAUAUUCCUCUUGGGCGCUUGUACCCUAGUGUUUAUAGUGGCAAUGUCGUGUCUGGGCCACAAAGAGACUAGAUUCAUCAUCUACAUCGUCCCAGUUUGGAAUCUUUCCGCUUCAGUGUCCGUGCAUCGUAUGAGCAGCCCUUUCCGUCACUCGAGAUGGAUCAAGUUGGGAAUAAUGUCAAUCGUUGGGGUGAUUGCUACGCUAAACACAGCCUUAACCACUUAUCUCUCAAUGUACAACUAUCCAGGAGGAACAGCAAUGGUAUCAUUGCACUCGCUUGAAGGUUUUUCUGGCCAGGACCUCAACAUCCAUCUGGACAAUCUAGUGUCCCAAACUGGCGGAUCACGCUUUCUGCAACUGAACGACCUCGAUGGAAUCCGAACCUAUCCACUGUCCAGCAAAGGCCGGGCAUGGCACUAUGACAAGCUAGCCAACUUGACAGAAGCGAGCCAGCAAUUCGAUGUGAUUCUUUCGGAACAGCCAGAGCUUCCUGAUUUUAAAGCUUUGGAACAUGUCUCAGCUUUUGAUCGUAUUCGUCGGCGACACUUUCAAACUUCCCUAUCCGAUAGACUGGUUCGCUUUAUCCAAACUUGUCCGGCUAGGAAAACUUGCUUCUCACUUAACUCGAUAUUCGAGUCGUUCAGCCCCGUCGAAACCUCUUUCAAUCACAAACGAGUCUCUAUUUUCCUCAAUCAAUCAAUAAAUCCUCCCUGA